AUGCAUCUUAAUUCGCUCCUUGUAUCCUCCCUCUUCGCUGCUUCAGCCCUAGCGGCACCAAGCGCUUCAACAAAGAAAGCCUGUGAAGAGAUCUCAAAAGCCAUUCCGGGUCGCGUCUCACAGCCUUUUACCAUCAACUACAACAGUCAAUCUUCGGGGUACUGGUCCACGGCUUUGCGGGAGAUUAAGCCCGCUUGUGUCGUCACUGCCAAGUCAGCUGAAGAUGUUUCCAAGGCUGUUACGAUCUUAAACAAGUAUCCCGAUGUCAAGUUCGCUGCUAAGAGUGGUGGACAUGACCCUAACCCUACUCACGCUACUGCUGGUGAUGGAGUUCUAAUUUCGUUGAAUGAGAUGAUUGGCGCUACUUAUGAUGCUAAUAAGAAGGUUGCGUAUGUCAAGCCAGGUGGAGAGUGGAAUGAUGUUAUUUCGCAGCUCAACGAGGAUGGUGUUGCUAUCGUUGGAGGUCGCCUCGGACUGGUUGGUGUUGGAGGUCUGCUUACACAGGGUGGCAUCUCAUUUCUGAGCGCUCAAUAUGGCUUGGCUGCUGAUAACGUUGUCUCCUGGGAGAUGGUUAACUGGAACGGCACAAUUAUCAACGUCGACGCCAAGACUCAGCCCGAACUUGCCGUCGCCUUGAGAGGAAGUGGAAGCCAGUUUGGCAUCGUCACUCAAUUCACCGUCAAAGCCUAUCCCAUUGGAAAGGUCUGGGGCGGUAUUCGCACCUACGAUGAGUCCAAGACAGAUGAGCUCUAUGAGGCGAUGCACGAGUUCAUCCCAUACAGCAACGAGGAUCCCAAGGCCGCUAUCAUUGUUACCAGUCUCGUUCUCACUGGAAGCAGCAGAAUCAACCUUUUGUUCUACUUCUAUCAAGGCGAGAAACCUCCUACCACUGGAGCCUUUGCCGAUUUGUUGAAGAUUAAGUCGACGCUUUCUACUACCAAGACACAAUCGUAUCCUGAUCUACUCAAGUCCAACGGCGCCGGAGUUUCACUGUUGAACUCGAGAAUCUCAUUCAGAACCGCUACAAUUCCCUACUUCCCCAAGGAUUCAACCGUAUACGCCGAAAUCGCCGACAAGUUCGUCGACAUCACAAGCACCUACUUGAAAAACCUCCGCGGUCUCGCCUCCCAAUGCUCCGUCGACUUCCAACCCCUCCCCUCCGCAAUCGGCAAACACACCGAAGAACGUGGCGGAAACGCCAUCGGCUUCACCGCUAGCGACCCUAACCGCGUUCUUCUCGAGAUCCAGUGCGCGUGGGUUGAGAAGCGCUACGACGAUACUGUUCGUCAGUUCUCCAAGGAUUUGACUGCUUAUAUUGAAGAUAAGCUUCCUGAGUGGAUCGAGAGGAAUGGAGGCGAUGUGGAUGAGUAUCUCCCUUUGUUUAUGAAUGACGCUAUGUAUGAUCAGAAUGUCACGGGUACUUAUAAAGAUUAUGCCAAGUUUAAGGCGUUGCAGCGCGAGGCUGAUCCGGAAGGUGUUUUGAGAGAGAGGAUGGGUGGCUUUAAGUAUUAG
Fusarium proliferatum ET1 is the source of this 1512-nucleotide messenger RNA. RefSeq lists its product as uncharacterized. The record is from RefSeq and is a predicted model, not a curated record. NCBI's taxonomy places the organism in Eukaryota, Fungi, Ascomycota, Sordariomycetes, Hypocreales, Nectriaceae. Bases 1 to 1512 code for a protein of 503 amino acids. The transcript has 5 exons. Gene Ontology annotation, molecular function: FAD binding.